AUGACAAUUGCAGAACUUAGACAAAGAUUGAUUUCACAACGGCGAAGAGAAGAAGAAGAGCGUGCGAAAUUGAUACGUCAGAAUGAUGAUCUAAGAGAAGAGAAUCUUAAAUUACAAGAACAUAGAUCAAGAAGCGCUAUGCGAUCAAGAUCUAGGGCAAGCAGAAGUUCAUCAAGACGAAGUCAAUAUAAUCAAAAAGAUGCUAGGCGAGAGCAACCUUUAGAUAAUAUUGAUGAGAACUUACAGGUAGGUGAUAAUUUACAAGAUCAACGUGAUGAGAGACGCAUAGAAUAUGACCGAUACGAGCAACCGCGUGAGCAUUAUCACCGACAAGAAGGUCAAAGGAACAACAGACGUCAAGAUGCAGGCGAGCGAUAUCGCACACACUAUGAGUCAAGUAAUGAUGAAGAAAAUGAUCCAGAACAAGGAAGAAUUAUAUUACAUGGUAGAGAAAUAUUGAGAGAUCAAUAUGCAUGCGAAGAAGAGGAUGAAAAAAAUAAUUCUAUUCGUGACCGUAUGAGAGAUGAAAGAGAAAGGCGUAAGCGAAGAAGAAAAGAAGCUGAAGAACGAGAGAUCCAAGAGGCCAUGCGACAGAAUAAUCAUGAGAAUAGAUUGAGGAAAGCGAGAUUAAAAAGACCUGUGCGACAAGAUUUAGAUCAAAAUAUGAGUGAAAGAAUUCUUAGAGAAAUGGCAGGGCUAAGAGAAAUGAUGAUUGCGCGAAGAAAUGGUGGAAGGAGACAGCUAGAGGAAGCAGUAGAGGAAGCUGGAAAACAUCCUUUUCUAGGCAAAUCCAAAGUGAAAUAA
This is a messenger RNA of Papaver somniferum (opium poppy), 804 nucleotides long. RefSeq names its product inner centromere protein-like. Bases 1 to 804 code for a protein of 267 amino acids. Lineage: Eukaryota; Viridiplantae; Streptophyta; Magnoliopsida; Ranunculales; Papaveraceae. The transcript has a single exon. The record is from RefSeq and is a predicted model, not a curated record.